UUUUAAUACACAACCUAUUCCCGGUUCAUUACGUCAAUUUGAAAGUUCACAAUUUGUAAGAACAAAAUCAACAUUUGAUAGUUAUUAUUCACGUCGUUCAAUUGAUCAAAGAUUUCGUGUUGGUUAUCAAAUAGAUAAUGAUAGAUGGGAUAAUAUUGCUAUAAAUUGGGAUUUAUAUUCACAAUUUUUUAUUUCUGGAUUUUUUCUUCAUGCUGAAAAUGGUGAAUUACAUAUUGAAGCAACAGAACUUGAUGUUGAUUCAACAACAAAAAAAUUUGGAAAAAAUUCUAUAACAGGAACUGCAAAUUCUGUUGCAGGAAUUAGUCCUUUAGCUAAAAAUUUUGCUCGAUUAGUAGAAAUGGAAAAAAAUCCUACUUUUAAUUAUUCUACUAUUAUACCUCCAAGACCAUCAGAUUCAUUUAUUAAACCUUCACAUAGGAGUCCACCUGUAAAUUCGAUGCAAAUAAAUCAACAAGAAUCAAAUAAUAAAGAAUCAUUAGAACAAGAUUUUUUUAAGGGUAUACAGGCAUAUCAACAAAUAAUGCAAAGAAUGUCUACUCAAGGUCCAAAUCAAUCAUCACAAUCUUCAUUAAAUAGUCAUCAAUUUUCAAAUGUAAGUGGUUCUGAAUCACCAUCGGCUGAACAAAUAGCCGAAUUAAUUUCGGAUCAAGGUACGCGUCACGAUAAAGCUGGUACUUUCAUCUUGAGGAAUAAUUCAAAAGUAAGCUAA
This is a messenger RNA of Scutellospora calospora, 730 nucleotides long. NCBI's taxonomy places the organism in Eukaryota, Fungi, Glomeromycota, Glomeromycetes, Diversisporales, Gigasporaceae. The record is from the annotation of a GenBank genome assembly.